This is a messenger RNA of Komagataella phaffii GS115, 813 nucleotides long. RefSeq names its product Type I membrane protein involved in autophagy and the cytoplasm-to-vacuole targeting (Cvt) pathway. The transcript has a single exon. The record is from RefSeq and is a predicted model, not a curated record. Bases 1 to 813 code for a protein of 270 amino acids. NCBI's taxonomy places the organism in Eukaryota, Fungi, Ascomycota, Pichiomycetes, Pichiales, Pichiaceae.
AUGAACUAUUUCAGGUUGAUUCUAUUUAUUGCUUCGGUUUGUGCCAUAGACAUAUCUAAUAAACACUUGAGACCCUAUGAUUUGAACAAAAUUGCUGGCCUUCACGAAGUGACCACUGAAUUGGAAACGCCGCCAUCAAUCACCAAGUCAGUCUGGUAUCUCAACAUAUAUGAUUCUCAAGAUAAAGAUGGAAAGGAUAAGAUGGACGUGGAGAAUUGCCCCGAUGAUUCCCAGAUAUGUGGUAUCACAGAGGUGCUACUCAAUGGUAAGGAGCCAGUAGUCUCUGAAGUGGUUGCAUUCUCUAGAAACCUCAAACCCUCAAUUGAAACCAAUGAUAACAAUGUUACUGUACAAUUAACAGGCGCUUAUUGGGGAAAACAGUCUAUCGCUGCUGACAUCGUUUUUGAGUGUAGUAAAGACGGAGAUUAUGACAAAGACCUUUUAGAAUUAGUUGGCUGGAACCGUCAACAAUUGGAGUUACGAAUAAAGUCCAAAGCUGCAUGUAGGUCUGAUAACAAAGGUAGAAAAGACGACAAAAACAAGGACAAGGAUAAGGACGGAAAACAUGACUCUGAUUCUGACGGGUCUUGGGGAUGGUUUACAUGGUUUUUUAUACUCGGAGUGAUCGGCUUUGCUGCGUACAUAAUUGGCACUGCAUGGUUGAAUGUCAGCAACCGGGGAUCUUCUAAUGAGGCUUUCAGUGAGUUUGUCGAUGCCGUUGUUGAAGUCGUAUCAAGGAUCCCUGGAUUCUUGAGAGAGUUGGCAGGUAAAAUCUUUGGAAGCUCAAAUAGAGGUGGAUAUAGUGCAGUUUAG